This is a messenger RNA of Erythranthe guttata (spotted monkey flower), 2507 nucleotides long. RefSeq names its product Subtilisin-like serine endopeptidase family protein (gene UNE17). Gene Ontology annotation, biological process: proteolysis. Gene Ontology annotation, molecular function: serine-type endopeptidase activity. Lineage: Eukaryota; Viridiplantae; Streptophyta; Magnoliopsida; Lamiales; Phrymaceae. The record is from RefSeq and is a predicted model, not a curated record.
AAUGGGUAAAGCUUGCCGGUGUUUUUGGGGCUUGUCUCUCUCACUUUCACUUUGUUUCAUACACUCGAUAUCCACUUCUCAUGUUUACAUCGUCUACCUUGGCCACGUUAUCCGUAACCAAGAUCACUAUCUUACGUCCAAGAAUCACGUUCGUCUCCUUAGUAACGUAUUUCAGAGCAACGAAGAAGCGAACGAAGCGAUGGUGUAUAGCUACAAGCAUGUUUUCUCGGGCUUUGCUGCCACUCUUAAUGAAAGCCAAGCAUCCAUCUUAGCAAAUACGAGGGGCGUUAUAUCGGUUUUCGAGAGCAAGUUACUACGUUUGCACACGACAAGAAGCUGGGAUUUUAUGGGACUUAACCUAGACUACAGUGAAGGAACUCCAUUGCAGUUAACUCAUGGCGAAGACGUAAUUAUCGGAGUUCUUGACACAGGGAUUUGGCCGGAAUCUGCUAGUUUCAGAGAAGAACCUGAAAUGGGGCCGAUACCAAAGUAUUGGAAAGGGGAAUGCGUCGCCGGCGACAACUUCAACCCUAAAAAAGCCUGCAACAAGAAACUCAUCGGAGCUAAAUAUUACCUCACCGGAUUCCAGAGAAGAUUCGGUAGAAUCAACAAGACGACAAACCCUGAAUACAUCUCGCCUCGAGAUUAUCUCGGCCACGGGACCCACACAGCUUCCACGGCCGCCGGAGCUAGAUCCAGAGGCGCCGGAAUAUUCGGGUUCGCCAACGGCACCGCCCGCGGCGGAGCGCCGCGGGCCAGGGUGGCGGUGUACAAGGUGUGCUGGAACAGGGACUUCGCCGGGACGUGCACGGAGGAGGACGUCCUGGCGGGGUUCGACGAGGCGCUGCGCGACGGCGUCGGCGUUGUGUCGGCGUCGUUCGGGAAGGCGCCGCCGCUGAGGGAAUUUUUCGGGUCGAGCGCCGAUAUCGGGUCGUUCCACGCCAUGCAGAUGGGGGUGAGCGUGGUGUUCUCGGCGGGGAACGGUGGGCCCCAGCCGGGGCUGGUGGGGAACGUCAAUCCGUGGAGUAUUUGUGUGGCAGCUUCCGAUAUCGAUCGGAGUUUUCCGACCAAGAUUUUGUUGGACGACGGUAGCUUCUUCGUUGGACAAGGUUUGAUAACGAACCAUAUAAGUGGAACUUUGGCAAGAGCUAGAACUUACUUUUUCGGCGGGAUUUGCAAUUCGGAGAAUUGGAUGAAUAAAUCGGCUGCCGGUAAGAUAUUGAUAUGUUUCUCGACCGACGGAGAUGUUAGCAGCGAGGAUGCAGAGUUUGCAGCCGCACGUAGAGCCAAUGCAUCAGCACUCGUAUUCGUGCAGCCACUAACUAUGCCCGUUGCUGCGGUUAGCAUAAUCCCGGUCGUUCGUAUCGACAUCGUCCAAGGCUCUAAAUUGUAUCUAUUGCCCAACUUCACGAAGGCGCAAAUAUUGCCAAGUGAAACGACCUUCAAAAGGUCACCGACGCCGGUGGUCGCAGAUUUUUCUUCAAGAGGGCCGAGUUCAAUUUCACCCGAUUUUCUCAAGCCCGACAUCAGUGCGCCGGGAGUCAACAUAUUGGCAGCAUGGUCUCCGAAUGUUGCUCCAUCGGUUUUUUCGAGCGAUCACCGCUCCGUCGAUUGGAAUUUCGAGACGGGAACAUCCAUGUCUUGCCCUCAUGUCUCGGGUGUCGUUGCCCUCCUCAAAUCCGCGCAUCCACGUUGGUCCCCUGCCGCAAUCCGAUCGGCCCUUAUGACUACCGCUUAUAACAAAGACAUAAACGGUGACGGCAUACUAGUACAAGGAUCGACAAAAUCGUCCGACCCCUUCGACAUUGGGGCCGGCCACAUAAACCCGCUCGGCGCCUUCGAUCCGGGACUAGUUUACGACAUGACCACACGAGACUACAUUCUCUUCCUAUGCAACCGCGGUUACUCCGAGGAUCAAAUACAAACCAUGGUUAUUUGCCCGCUAGCCACACCCGCGAGAUGCCCCGACCGGCUCGAGCCGGACUCGAGCAUAAACUACCCAUCGAUCACCGUCUCGAACCUCAAGUGCACUAAAACCGUCAAGCGGACCGUUCGAAAUGUGGGCCCCGCAAAAACGGCCGUCUACUUUGUCAGUGUUGUGAGCCCUAAUGGAGUCGAGGUUGCUGUUUGGCCCACGAUAUUGAUCUUUUCGCCUCUAAAAGAAGAGUUGACUUAUUAUGUGACGUUUAAGCCGGUCAAGGUGGCUCGGGGUAGAUAUGAAUUCGGUUCGAUUACGUGGUCCGACGGGGUCCAUCACGUUAGGAGCCCUAUGGUGGUUCAAGUUAAUACUAGGGGUGAUGGGAAUUAUUAUGAAGAGGGUUCUAGUACGACGCCGUAUUGAAUUUUCUUGAUUUGUUUUGUAAUAUUGUACUAUUGAUGUUGUACUUCACUAUUAUUUGUAAUAACUAUUUACGGUCGUAACCUUGUGACUAAUAAAUCAGUAAUUUCAGUUAAAUUAACAAGAUUUUACUGAAAAUCUUUACAUAAUUGCGUGAUCUUAUGUAUAA